Messenger RNA from Hyalella azteca, 713 nucleotides. RefSeq lists its product as uncharacterized. NCBI's taxonomy places the organism in Eukaryota, Metazoa, Arthropoda, Malacostraca, Amphipoda, Hyalellidae. The record is from RefSeq and is a predicted model, not a curated record.
AGGUACGAUUCGUGAUGGUGGCUCUGAUGCUGGCUCUCCUGGUGCUCCCGGAGAGCGAUGGAGCACCUACUCUCCUCACAAAGGCUAAGGUUCUCAAGAAAAUCAAACUCGGAGGACUUGUUCUUGGCAAAGGGCUAAAGAAAGUUGGAUUCGGUGGCAAAGGUGUCAUCGAAACACCGGUCGUGCAACCAGUCGUCUUCCACCAUGUGCAACCAGUCGUUUACCACCCAGUGGCUGUGGCUGCUGUUCCUGUUAUAGAAGAGCCAUCCUUUAAAUCCAAGAAGGCAGGAUUUUUCGACAAAAUUGUUGGAAAAUUGGUCGCCAAAAAGAUUACAGGAUAAGAAAAGUUUUUAAUUUUGUGUUUUAACUGUUUUUCAUCCUUUUAUCUGGAUCAAUUAAUGCAUCUUUAAUUAUCACGAGUUUGAUUUCAAAUAAAAGACAUCUAAAGUAACAAUGCCUGUACUGUAUAAUUCGCGGAAAAUAUGCUGUGUAUCAUUGAAUUCUUGACGUGGCAUAUAUUCAUGAUUUCUUCUAAGCAGAAAAGCUCAUAAACAUAGAAAAGCUCUUAAUCGAGGUUGAGUUAUAUAUGUCAGUUUUCAUGCGAGUUAUUUUCCAAAAUGGUACAAUGAUUGAUUACAUCAUUCGUCGCAAAUAAGUCGUGUCUCAAUAUCGCUGAAGAAAGCACCUGCAAAGUUAUGAAAGAAUUUUGACAA